Epinephelus lanceolatus (giant grouper) is the source of this 2659-nucleotide messenger RNA. The record is from RefSeq and is a predicted model, not a curated record. NCBI's taxonomy places the organism in Eukaryota, Metazoa, Chordata, Actinopteri, Perciformes, Serranidae.
AUGCUUCAGAAGAAGCCUCAAAGAGUUGCUCUUUUGUUUGAAGAUGAGGGUGAUGAUGAAGAUAAAGGAUCCCUCUUUGGCAUCAAACCUGCUGUCAACACAAACACUGCAGCCCCAGCUACUAAAUCAUCCUCCCUGUUUGAGAAACCAGAGGAGGUUGUAGUAUCUAGAACAGCAGCAGAGGACAAGUCUUCAGAGCAGGAGAAGCCAGCAGCAAAGACUCCUGUGCCGCUCCCAUCAGCGACCUCGCCAGACAUCAGCGAAAGUAAAAAGAAGCCUGCCGGAGCAGUCAGCCUUUUUGGAGGCAUCAAUGUUCUUGCCAACAAGGAGACAAAGAGCCCGUUGGAUGAAACUGGCAAUGACGACAGCCCACCACCAAAUGUCAAGAAGGAGGAGAAGAAGGACGACAAAGUCAAAACAAACACUGUUAGUCUGUUUGAUGAUGAGGAGGAAGAUGAAUCAGACUGGAGUGAUCCGAUAUUCACCCCCAGUAAACCUGCAGCAAGCAAUGCGGUAAAGACUUCAGAGGAGCGACCACAGGCAAAGAGCACAGGUGUUUUCCAGGACGAGGAGCUGCUGUUCAGUCAGACGCAGCAGAAGGACAAUGACCCGGAUGUUGAUCUGUUUGCCACCUCAGGGAAAGCUGCGAGCUCCAAGCUCAGCUCAGCGAAGCCAGCAUCACAAAGUCUGUUCGCAGAUGACGACGAGGAUGACCUCUUCAGCUCUGUCAAGCCAAAAGCUCCUCCUCCGAAAGUAGCAGAGAAGCCCAGUAAACCCACUGACAAAGCACCUCUAGCAAGUCCAGAACCUGUAUCAGAGAUUCAGAAACCUGCACCAAGCCCUGUAAAACCUAAAGAUUCCUCAUCAAGGAUUGGGAAACUUCAAGCCAAUCUGAUGAUCAACCCUGCCGCGUUGCUCCCUGGAGCUGCCCCCAGUAUGCCAGGGACCAUAAGUGUACUCCCUGGCAUGGCCCCUAGUUCCUCUUCUGGGGUGUCCAGCUCCAGUCUGAGCCCCAGCCCCGUCACGACUCCUGUAGGAUCCCAGGAAGGAGUGAGCUUUGACUCCCCAGUUCAGGUUACGACACUGCAGAGUGCACACAAGAGUCGUGCCAAAGGUUCUGUACAACGGAGACCCCAGUCCAGAGCAGCGAGGCAGCAAGCAGCCCAAAGAUCUGUGAAGGACAGAGAUGAGACCACGGGUGGAGAUGAUACUGGGCCAAACCCCAGUCUGUCUGGUUCAGUCUUACCUCCACCAGGGAAGCCCAGCAAGACGAGUCCCAGUCCGACACUAACUAACUCAGCUGCACCUGCAACCCUGCCCGCCUCCUCACCCUCUCAAUCCUCUCUCCCUGAAAGCACCCCCAGACCCUCUGUACUGACACUGCCAGUAUCCACAGAUGCUGUAAAGAAAGACUCUAGUAAAAGUAACAGCAGCAGUACCAAGGUGCUGCUGUCUCCUGAUGAGGAUGACCUUUUUGGCUCCGACAGUCUGUUCGGGGUUACCUCAGUCACUAAAACAGCCUCCACCAGACAAACUACCAAGACUGCACAAGCUCAGGCCAGUAGUGGGGUGGGACUGAAGAAAGACAAAAGCACUCUCCCAUCCAUCUUUGAUGAUAACACUGAUGACCUUUUCCAAAAGGUCAAACCAAGGGCAACUACUAAGAAAGCCAAGCCCUCAACGUUUUUGGAAGACGAUGACGAUGAUGAGGACAUCUUUGGAGUGAGCAACAGCUCCACUCCCACAUCCACAAGUAGUAAAGAAAUUGGCAGUAGUUUUUCAAAGCAGGACAUCUUCCAGGAUGAAGUAGCCGCUGUGCCUAAAGUUCACAAGAAGCACAAAGAGAAGACCCUUGAUGCCAGCUUGUUCGAUGACAACAUAGACAUUUUUGCUGACCUGACGGACACUUCAAAACCAAAACAGAAGUCCAAGACAAAGGGAGAGACCAAGUCAAUAUUUGAUGAUGACAUGGAUGACAUCUUUUCCCCAAGCACAGUAAAACCAGUCACGAAGGCUCCCCAUAAAUCAAAGAAAACCCCACCGUCUCAGGAGACCAGUACGGCAGCGGAUUCAAGCAACAUAUUUGACGAUCCACUUAACGCUCUUGGUGGGAACUGAACUGUUGUUUCUGAGUAGCCAGAUUUGUACAAUUGUGGAUUAAGUCUUUUGUCAUUUGGAUCGCUGAAAGUUUGGAGAUCGGAUACACUGUUGAUAGAGUAUUUAUUCAUAUGAAUUCAUAUAAAUACUGGGGCUUAUUUUUGGCAGAUUAAAAACUCAAAUGACAAUUAUUCCAGCCAUCCUCCGGCAGCACUUCCUGAAUCAUCUCGGCAUCAGAUCAUAUUAUGUAACAGUACUGUUAAUCUUUAUUAUACAUGAUAGCACUUUAUAAGCAUACCAUAUGCUUAGCCUCAAAGCCUGCAGAAAUUAACAGUUAAUUGUUUUGUUUGUUUUGAAGAUGUUUAUCCUUUUGGCUUUUUCAUGUUGAGAUUCCAUGCCUUUGGGUUUGUGCCAUAUCAUGCUUAUGAGAAAUCAAUGUGUUUACUUACUGUCUUAGGCAUUUUGACAAUGUUUUUAUUAAUAAGAAAUUCAUCGAUUUCCUAACUUUGGCUGUGAUGAAAAAGGAAAUUCAUUUUUAAUAACUAAACAGAAACAUAUUUUA